Molecule: messenger RNA, 795 nt
Organism: Opisthocomus hoazin
Lineage: Eukaryota; Metazoa; Chordata; Aves; Opisthocomiformes; Opisthocomidae
Source: RefSeq, a predicted model, not a curated record
AUGGAGGGUGUCCCCAGCACCGCGAUCCGAGAAAUCUCACUGCUGAAGGAGCUGAAGCACCCCAACAUAGUCAGGCUCCUGGAUGUCAUAGACAGCGAGAGGAAGCUCUGUCUCGUGUUUGAGUAUCUGAAUCAGGACCUGAAGCAAUACAUGGACUCGUGCCAAAAUGGACAGCUUCCUUUGGGCUUGGUCAAGAACUACCUUUUCCAGCUGCUGCAGGGGGUGAACUUCUGCCACGUGCACAGAGUCAUCCACAGGGACUUGAAGCCGCAGAACUUGCUCAUUAAUGAAGCAGGAACAAUCAAACUGGCUGAUUUUGGACUGGCAAGAGCUUUCGGAGUCCCCCUGCGCAUGUACACUCACGAGGUGGUGACUCUGUGGUACCGAGCCCCUGAAAUACUCCUGAGAUGCAAGUACUACUUAACCGCUGUGGAUAUAUGGAGCAUCGGCUGCAUCUUUGCAGAAAUGGUGAUCGGGAAGGCCAUGUUUCCAGGGGACUCUGAGAUCGAUCAGCUCUUCCAGAUCUUUCGCACCCUGGGCACUCCCACCGAGGCAACCUGGCCUGGAGUGACCCAGCUGCCUGACUACAACAGGGAGUUUCCCCGGUGGGCGAGGAAGGAGAUGAAGGAAAUUGUUCCCAAAUUAGACAGAGAUGGCAGAGACUUACUGGUGCAGUUGCUCCUGUACGACCCCAAAAGGCGCAUCACAGCCCAGGCAGCCCUCCAGCACCAGUACUUCUGGAAAAGUCCUCAGAGCCCUGAACGGCGACGUGCCCUGCAGAAACACUGCAAAUGA